This is a messenger RNA of Phlebotomus papatasi, 587 nucleotides long. It is a transcript of the gene mRpL20, whose product is annotated as 39S ribosomal protein L20, mitochondrial. Gene Ontology annotation, molecular function: rRNA binding; structural constituent of ribosome. The transcript is spliced from 2 exons. The coding region runs from base 84 to 530 and encodes 148 amino acids. NCBI's taxonomy places the organism in Eukaryota, Metazoa, Arthropoda, Insecta, Diptera, Psychodidae. The record is from RefSeq and is a predicted model, not a curated record. Gene Ontology annotation, biological process: ribosomal large subunit assembly; translation. Gene Ontology annotation, cellular component: ribosome.
UAAAAUUGAACGUAAUUCGCUGUUUUUUGUAAAUAAAAAUAAAACCAAAACGGAGGUAAAAAUCAAAAAAUAAGAGAAUUGAAAUGGUUUUUACGACCUUUGUAAACUUUAUACGGACUAGAGGUCCAGAUGAAUUCUGGCGGAAGAGGAAAAUUUUUAAACUUUCAGCUCAUUUCUUGGGGCGAAGGAGAAAUUGUUACUCUCUGGCCAUUCGAAAUGUUCACCGAGCACUUCAGUAUGCCACAAAGGGACGGAGACUGAAGAAGAGAGACAUGAGUGACCUGUGGUCAGCCAGAGUAGCUGCCGGAUGUGAACAACAUGGAAUAUCUUUUUAUACAUUUAUGGAAUCCUUGCAACGAAGCAAUAUUUUGUUGAACAAGAAGGUCCUAUCUGAAUUAGCAACAUGGGAGCCACGAACAUUUGAAGCUAUUGCGCGUAUUGCACGAGAAAAAGCAGAGAUUGAAGGACUACCAGAUGUUAAAAACCAGCAUGUCCCAUCAGGCGUUAUUACAAGAGGGAUGAUUAAGUAGAAACUUAUUGUAAACUUCAUUUUAUUGAGUAGGAAUUAUAAUAGAAAUUACAAAAUA